AUGGCCGCCCUCGCAGACUCGUUCUCAGAGAUCGCGGCGGCGCUGCCCGAUGCUGCGGCGCGGCGCGCGGUGUUUGUGCCCGGGGACCGUGUUGUGGUGAUCAGCGGUGAUCUGGUCAACCUGGAGGGGGUGGUCACAAAGGUUGACGAGGGUGAGGGCGGGCUGGUCCACGUGCGGAGUGUGGGCGGGGACGGCGUCGACGAGGUGGAGCUGCCGCUGGCGCCAUCAGAGAUCAUGAAGGCCUUCAGGGUGGGCGACCGCGUGCGCGUGCUCAGCGGCCCCCACAAGGGCGAGGCCGGCAUCGUGGUCAAGGUGGAGCGCGGGGUGUGCGCCGUGGUGGGGGACACCACCAAGGCCCAGUUCAGGGUCAACGCGCGCGACCUCACAGAGGGAGUCGACACGGCGCCCGGGAACGAGGUCCUGGGUGACAAGUACCAGCUCCACGACCUGGUGCAGCUGGACGCACAGACCGCGGGGGUCAUCGUCAGCGUGGAGAGGGGCGCGGCGCGCGUGCUCACAAACCAGGGCACGGCCGGGGCGCCGGACGUGCGGGUCUGCAAGGUGGGCGAGCCAGGGGAUGGGGCAUGA
This is a messenger RNA of Monoraphidium neglectum, 588 nucleotides long. Its product is annotated as Putative transcription elongation factor SPT5 like protein. Gene Ontology annotation, biological process: regulation of DNA-templated transcription elongation; transcription elongation by RNA polymerase II; translation. Gene Ontology annotation, cellular component: ribosome; DSIF complex. The transcript is spliced from 5 exons. The record is from RefSeq and is a predicted model, not a curated record. Gene Ontology annotation, molecular function: mRNA binding; structural constituent of ribosome. Lineage: Eukaryota; Viridiplantae; Chlorophyta; Chlorophyceae; Sphaeropleales; Selenastraceae. The coding region runs from base 1 to 588 and encodes 195 amino acids.